Molecule: messenger RNA, 2433 nt
Organism: Hirsutella rhossiliensis
Lineage: Eukaryota; Fungi; Ascomycota; Sordariomycetes; Hypocreales; Ophiocordycipitaceae
Product: choriogenin Hminor
Exons: 4
Coding region: 1-2433 (810 amino acids)
Source: RefSeq, a predicted model, not a curated record
AUGGCCAUCUCCUCCCCCGUGUCGGCGGCCCACGUCUCCCACAGCUUCGCAGCCGAUGCCGUUUCUCCGCCCACAGCGCUGCGGCGAUGGGACGGGACUAAGAGGACCUGCGUUAAGUGGGCGAGUUGGGAAAGGGAUCCUGAACUAUGGAUUCAUCACGGGGAUUGCUUCGUCUACUUGCACUGCCAUGGCCGGCCCCAGAAAACUCCAUCCUUCAAGAUUCCGUUUUCGGCCCUCCUAGCGGCCGGCUGCCACCCUUUUGUCGCGCGAUUCCUGGUAACGGACGAUCACCGGCCGCGGACGGCCGACGAGAUUGAGCGAUGGUACCGCCAGAAUGCGGGACGCAACGUCGAGCUCUACGUGCCUCCGCCAUCGACGUCGGACAGAAAGCGAGUUGCGGACCAUCACCUGGCGACGAGAAACCUGCUAGCCUGGGCCACGAGAGGCUCGCUUGUCGGGAAGCAUCUGGGCACCGCUCUCGUCACCCUCUUCAGAAGCAUGCACGAGCUUCGGUCGCCCGUCGCCGACAGCGUGCGCGACCUGGUUGACUACCUCGACGAGAAGGGCUACUUGAGCAUGACGAACCUGCCCCAUCGUGCCCUGGCCCUUUUGACUCUGGCAGAGACCUUUCAGUUGAGGGAGUUGUACAUCCGAGCCUUUGUCCACUGCGUCGGCAUGCGGGAACGACUGGGCGCGAACUCCGAGUAUCAGAAUGUAACCGCCGAGUCGAGGAGGCUCAUCGCCCAGGCACGCGCCCAUAUGGACGCCUCCAUGGACAGGACCUCGGCCAUGCUCCGCAGUUUUCUCGACGAAGAGCUCUCGGAGGCGCACGUCGGCGUCUCGUGCGGCAUCCGGGCCCAUCUGGAGGGCUUUCGCGGCUUUCUCUUGUCCUUCUACAGCGGCAAGUUUGGCUACUACCCCCCGCGAUCCUUCAACGCGACCGUCUACCGCACCAUGGGCGACGACUUUGCGCUGCUGUACAAGCUGCUCAAGGACGAGGGGUUUACGAGCGACGAGAUGAUGCCCUCGGCCGCGGCAGGGGGGAUUUGCGCCCUCCAGCUCGUCCAAUCCGUGGACGCGCGCCUCGGGUUUGAGCCCUUGCAGCACGCACUGCCCCUCCUCCCGCAGCCCGAGCACAAAAGUCCGACGAAACGCGUCUCCUGGCUUGGGCGGAGGGCAAGCAAGUCGGACACGCGGCAACUGGAGCACGCUGCCAUGGUCAGGGCGUCCAACUGGAGGGAAGACGUCUUCCAGAACGACCUCGUCCGGGCGUACCGGCGGUUCGAAGAGAACUUGGUCAUGUCGCCCAGCAAGGCGGACAAACAGGAUCGGGUGUCUCUGGCCGACGCCCGCAAGGCCCGCUGGAUACUGAUCUACGCGGUCCACCAAACCCUGCGCCACGUCAACCGGCAACCACCUGGGGUCAGCGACGACAGCGGCGCGCCUUAUCUCCUCACCGCGCCCAUCGACAACCUGCCGUCGUGGACAGAGUCGGACGAGAACGACCAGACCGACACAGCGACCGAGGACAUGUCGUUUGUCACCUGGGGCAGCACGCUCAUCGAAAGCCCCAAGGGCCGGAUCGAAAUCAAGCCAGACAUUGACUACUUUGCCCUGACGCACAAGGAGUCUUGCUCCGAAAGACGGCAGUCUACGAGCUCGGUCGUUUUCCAAAACGAGACGCCCGCGAUAGAGCGCUCAAGCUCCGUCACCCGCAUCCUGGGCAGCGGCUCGCCUUUCCGCAGAUCGCCUCUGUACCACGAGAUUGUGGUGCACGGCUACGGCAACGGGACCAACGACGUCAGUUUCGAUGCCGCCAGGAUGACAAGGCUCGAUAUGUCGGUCAAGUGGGCUACCCGGAGCGACUCGAAUGCCUCGCAGGCGUGCUCAAGCGCCAGCUCGGGGCUCGCGAGUACGGCCAGCCCGGCCGAGAGCGUGGCCACGUCCAUUUCCACGCCGGGAUCGCCGCCUCCGUUUUCGGAGGUGUGCACCGAGCCGGCGAAGCGUUGGAGCCAGCAGGAGCCGGCGUCGAGCAAGGCGGCGUCGCCUGCCGGCAGCAUCGCCAAGUCCAACUCCCUGAGGAGGCGGCCGAUGAGCACGGCCCUCGAGGGGUUCAGCUACGCAAAGUGCCUGGGCCACUUUGUCGAGCAGGAGAGCCGGAACAUGUUGGCCGGCGCGAGUGGAAUCACGAGACGACACACGACGACGGCGUCGGACCCGAAGCGCCUAGGAUCGCUGGUGUCGCAGGUCUGGCCGACGCAUCUGCCCAACAUCAUUGACGAAGAGCCGUGCGUCCUUGCGCAAGAUUCGUGCGACUGGACGGCAAUGCAGGCGUUUCUGGACGGCAGGAUGGCGGACGUGGAUGCGCACGGAGACGUUUUGCCCGCGUGGGAGCAGUAUGCCGACUUGGGAGGGCUUACUGAGAUGAGAUGA